UGCCUCUUUCCCUCUCUAUGUGGGCAAAUGACAUCUUGCAUGUGGGCAAUGAGAUAACCCAGGGCCACGGCCUGCAGGCUCAAGCCCCUCAGUCAGCCCGGGUUCCACCUUAGCUCUGCCACUUCCCUGUCAUCCUCUCGUUGCUGAACCUGUUUCCUCACCUGUAACUGGGUGUCCUGGGGUGCUGGGCUUGGCACAGUGUAAGGUUGCUCCCUUCACUCGGGCAGCUGGAGGGCCUGGCUUCUCACAGGGUUGCUGUGAAGAUGACGGGAGCUCUGUACCCAGGGGCUCGGCGCAUUAUCGUGUUUUCAGAGUGUGCUUUGCCUCUCCCUUCUCAGAGGUCUGUGGUCCAGGCCACACCGCAGACGCCCAAAGCAGGGCCCGUGCAGCAGCUGACUGUACAGGGGCUUCAACCCGUCCAUGUGGCUCAAGAGGUGCAGCAGCUCCAGCAGGUGCCUGUCCCACACGUGUACUCCAGCCAGGUGCAGUAUGUGGAGGGUGGCGAUGCCAGCUACACGGCCAGCGCCAUCCGCUCCAGCACCUACUCCUACCCUGAGACGCCGCUGUACACGCAGACGGCCGGCACCAGCUACUACGAGGCUGCCGGCACGGCCGCCCAGGUCAGCACGCCCGCCACUUCCCAGGCAGUGCCCAGCAGUGGCUCCGUGCCCAUGUACGUGUCCGGCGGCCAGGCAGCGGCGGCGGUGGCGGGGGAGGUGGUGGCGGCGGUGGCGGCAGUGGCGGCAGCAGCAGCGGAGCGGGCACCUACGUGA
Trichechus manatus latirostris (Florida manatee) is the source of this 773-nucleotide messenger RNA. Its product is annotated as MHC class II regulatory factor RFX1-like. Gene Ontology annotation, molecular function: DNA binding. Bases 264 to 773 code for a protein of 169 amino acids. Lineage: Eukaryota; Metazoa; Chordata; Mammalia; Sirenia; Trichechidae. Gene Ontology annotation, cellular component: nucleus. The transcript is spliced from 4 exons. The record is from RefSeq and is a predicted model, not a curated record. Gene Ontology annotation, biological process: regulation of DNA-templated transcription.